CAGUAAGUAGGGACGGGUGAUUAUAUUUACCAGAAAGAACUAGAGCUAUGAGACAAUUCUCUACCAAAAAGAUCCCAGAAAAUAAGAUGCGGUUAAGCAUAGUGUCGCUUUAUGCGAGAUAGGAGAAGCUUAGGAAUGGCAGAGCAAUGAAACAAUAGUUUGCAUCUCAGCAGAGCAAAUGAAGAAGGUUCAGUGAUGAUAGAUGGAAUCAUUUCUUUUAUUGUUGGAUCUGAACUCUAAAAGGUAUUCAAUCAUUGUCAAGUAAUACCACUUUUAAUUGAAUUGAAAAAUAUUCAGAAGACAGAAAUGGUUACUUCUCACUCAGAUAUGCCUUGUUUAUUUAUCCAGAGCACCAGAAAUAGUUCUAAGGGUAACACUGAACAAGGGCAGUUCUUGUCUUUUCCUACAAAAUGAUUAGCCUCCCUCACACCUUUCAAGAGUUGAGCAUUAGUCAACAUCAGUGACCAUGGUGGUGGACCUGUAAACCUCACUUAAAAUUUUAGCAAUGUCUUGGCUGUAUAAAUCAUCUAGUGCUGAAGAUAUUAUUUUAUUAUUUUUCUUGAUCUAACCCUCGUAUUCAGAAUUGUUUUCAAAAGUGAUUUUUAAGAAAAGUGAGAAAAAAAAAGGUAAUUUCAAGAAGUUGUUGACCCUGUAAAAAGAAAAACACUGCAUUCGUCUCUUCUAUUAAAGAAGCUCUAUCCAUUUCUUCUCAACAAAUUCAUAAAAUGAAGCUCAGAAAGAUCUCUCUUCUAACCCUAUUCCACCUUACUUCCUUCCUCAUCUUUAUCUUUGCAGACUCGGCUCCUCAGCCUCCAUUUUCUUGUGACUAUUCUAACCCAUCAACAAAAUCAUAUCUUUUUUGCCAAACCUCACUACCCAUAAGCCAAAGAGCGAAGGACCUUGUAUCUAGACUAACAUUGGAUGAGAAAAUCUCCCAACUUGUUGACACAGCACCUUCAAUUCCCCGGCUUGGUGUCCCUGCCUAUAGGUGGUGGUCUGAAGCAUUACAUGGAGUAGCUUUCUUGCCUGAUGUCAGCGAAAGACAAGGCAUCCAUUUCAAUGGAACCAUUAGGUCUGCCACCAGCUUCCCUCAGGUCAUUAUUACUGCUGCUUCAUUUGAUACCAAACUUUGGUAUCGCAUUGGUCAAGUGACUGGAAAAGAAGCACGAGCUAUAUAUAAUGCUGGACAAGCCAUAGGCAUGACAUUUUGGGCACCAAACAUUAAUAUAUUUAGAGAUCCAAGAUGGGGAAGAGGGCAAGAAACACCUGGAGAAGAUCCAAUGGUUACAGGGAAAUAUGCAGUGUCUUUUGUUAGAGGAGUUCAAGGUGAUUCUUUUGAAGGAGGAGUUCUUGAGAGCAUUCAAGCUUCGGCUUGCUGUAAGCAUUUUACUGCUUAUGAUUGAAAAUGGAAUGGCACUAACAGGUUCAUCUUUAAUGCUCAAGUCACGAAACAGGACUUGGCUGAUACAUAUCAGCCUCCAUUUCAAAGUUGCAUUCAAGAAGAAGCAAGUGGGAUAAUGUGUGCUUACAAUCAAGUUAAUGGAGUCCCAAAUUGUGCAGAUUACAAUCUUUUAACUAAAACAGCCAGAGGACAGUGGGAUUUCCACGGGUAUAUCACGUCUGAUUGCGAUGCAGUAUCUAUCAUCCAUGAUGAUCAGGGGUACGCUAAAGAACCAGAAGAUGCAGUUGCAGAUGUGCUUAAAGCAGGGAUGGAUGUGAACUGCGGUAAUUAUUUGAAGAACUACACCAAAUCAGCUGUCAGAAAGAAGAAAGUGUCUGAAUCUGAAAUAGACAGAGCCCUUCACAACCUCUUCUCUAUUAGAAUGAGGCUAGGAUUAUUCAAUGGCAAUCCAACAAAACUGCCUUAUGGCGACAUUAGUGCAGAUCAAGUUUGUUCUCAGGAGCAUCAAGCUGUAGCCCUUGAAGCAGCUCGAGAUGGCAUUGUUCUGCUAAAGAACUCUAAUCAGCUUCUCCCUCUUUCAAUCAAAACCACUUCCCUUGCAAUUAUUGGCCCCAAUGCUGACAAUUCAACCAUACUUGUUGGAAACUAUGCAGCCCCAUGCAAAACUGUUACACCAUUUCAAGGAUUGCAGAAUUACAUUAAGACCACCAAGUAUCACCCAGGUUGCAGUACAGUGGCUUGUUCUUCAGCUGCAAUUGACCAAGCAAUAAAGAUAGCGAAAGAGGCAGACCAAGUGGUGUUAGUCAUGGGACUAGAUCAAACCCAAGAAAGGGAAGAACAUGAUCGUGUGGACUUGGUGCUCCCAGAGCAGCAAGAGCUAAUAAUUAGUGUUGCACGAGCUGCAAAGAAACCUGUUGUUCUGGUGCUUCUAUGUGGAGGACCAGUAGACAUCUUUGCCAAAUAUGAUCGCAAUAUUGGAGGCAUUUUGUGGGCUGGUUAUCCAGGCGAAGCUGGAGGAAUUGCACUUGCAGAAAUCAUCUUUGGUAAUCACAACCCAGGAGGCAGAUUACCAGUGACGUGGUAUCCACAAGAUUUCACAAAGGUACCGAUGACAGACAUGAGGAUGCGGCCUCAACCAUCUUCAGGUUAUCCUGGCCGCACUUACAGGUUCUAUAAAGAAAAGGUUUUUGAAUUUGGCUAUGGUCUAAGUUACUCAAACUAUUCUUAUGAGCUUGUCUCUGUUACACAAAACAAGAUCUCUUUGAGGUCAUCAAUUGAUCAAAAGGCUGAGAACUCAAGUCCCAUCGGUUACAAGACAAUUUCAGAGAUAGAGGCAGAACUCUGUGAAAGGAGCAAGUUUUCAGUUACUGUAAGAGUUAAGAAUCAGGGCGAGAUGACAGGCAAGCAUCCAGUAUUACUUCAUGAGGCAAGAUAAGCCUGGAAGUGGAGGGCCAAUUAAAAGUUGAUUGCAUUCCAAAGUGUAAAACUUAAUGCAGGAGAGAAUGCUGAAAUUGAAUAUAAGGUAAACCCUUGUGAGCACCUUAGCAGAGCCAAUGAAGAUGGUUUGAUGGUGAUGGAAGAAGGGUCUCAAUACUUGCUUGUUGGAGAUAAAGAGUAUCCGAUUAACAUAACUAUUUGAUAUGAAAAAUUUAAAUACAAUGGAUGUAUCAGGUUAUGAAUUAGGAUCCUGUUCUAUCAUAAAUUUGGUUUCCAUCAAUAGAUUGCCAAUUUCAGAUGUUUAAGCAAAACAAUGUCAAAUUCAAGCUGACCUUUUUUCCUUGAAGCAAAAUAACGACCUGCCAUACUUCUAAAAAUAAUUUAUGUUUUGAGCAUACCUC
This is a messenger RNA of Ricinus communis (castor bean), 3240 nucleotides long. Its product is annotated as probable beta-D-xylosidase 7. Lineage: Eukaryota; Viridiplantae; Streptophyta; Magnoliopsida; Malpighiales; Euphorbiaceae. Gene Ontology annotation, cellular component: plant-type cell wall. Gene Ontology annotation, molecular function: xylan 1,4-beta-xylosidase activity; alpha-L-arabinofuranosidase activity. Gene Ontology annotation, biological process: arabinan catabolic process; xylan catabolic process. The record is from RefSeq and is a predicted model, not a curated record.